ACACCAUCCGCCAAGUGAUAGAUCCCCCGCUCUGAUCCUUCCACGUGUCCAGCGCGCAGUGCGAGAAGCCGGCGGAAAGCAGGAGAAGCCGCCGAGUUCAUCGCUUCCUCUCCUCUGCAGAGGCCGUUCGGCCGUUCCCCUUUCAUUUCCUCCGCACCCACCUGCCCGGCGGGGAUGGCUGCUCCCUCCGCCGCCCUCUCCAUCUCCGGUGGGGCGCAUACCAGUGCAUUUGGCUGCAAGCCAAAGAAGUUGAUCUCAAACAGAAAUUACUUGCAGCUAGCAGCUCCCUCAAAUUCCCAAAAUGCAAAUCUUUAUGGGAAGUUGACCGUCUGCAGAGCAGAAAGUGAAGAUUCUAAAGGCGGGGGAGGAUUCUUGACUGGAUUUCUCAUAGGGGGAGCAGUCUUUGGAACGCUGGGUUAUGUCUUUGCUCCUCAGAUCAGCAAAACUUUAGAUACAUUGCUGAAUGACGAUGGGCAAGAUGGUAAGCCUGACGAGCAAGGCGUCCAAAGUGUACCAAGGCCACGUAAUGCUCAAUACUAUGAUGAAGGUUUAGAGAAAACUCGUCAGACACUGGGUGACAAGAUAAGCCAACUGAACCUUGCAAUUGACAAAGCUGCCGCCCGAUUGAAGCGUGUCACCGGCAGUGUCGAAAAAGAGGCUGUUAAAGAUGAAACCGAAAUUGAAAUAUCAACACUGGAUGAUAAUGGAGUUUUGGAGGGAAACUUGAGUGAACAGGGUUUUGUGCAAGGAGAAAGUGCAGCAUAAUGAUCAUAUCGCAUGGGUAGCAGCUUUGGCAGGGAGUAUUUCGUCGGGCAAACUGAUGGGUGCUCUAUUCAACUAACCGGCGACACCAAAAAUGAUUGCAAGUAGUUCGUUGGAGAUUUUUUUUUUCUGUGCUCAAGCUGUAUUGCUGUAGUUCUGUAUGCUCUGUCAUCGCCAUCAGCUCCAAAAACUUUCAUGAAAAUUGUGUAAUUUAGAACUCGCGAUCUAAAUAGCUGAGUGGCAUACGAUUCUCUCAAUCUGUUGUGUACUAGUACCACUAAUAGGCAAUGGUGUGUGACUGUGUGUGGUUUAAA
Aegilops tauschii subsp. strangulata is the source of this 1076-nucleotide messenger RNA. RefSeq lists its product as uncharacterized. Gene Ontology annotation, cellular component: chloroplast thylakoid membrane; chloroplast inner membrane. NCBI's taxonomy places the organism in Eukaryota, Viridiplantae, Streptophyta, Magnoliopsida, Poales, Poaceae. The record is from RefSeq and is a predicted model, not a curated record.